This is a messenger RNA of Panonychus citri (citrus red mite), 956 nucleotides long. RefSeq names its product cell adhesion molecule DSCAM-like. The transcript is spliced from 7 exons. Lineage: Eukaryota; Metazoa; Arthropoda; Arachnida; Trombidiformes; Tetranychidae. The coding region runs from base 165 to 818 and encodes 217 amino acids. The record is from RefSeq and is a predicted model, not a curated record. Gene Ontology annotation, cellular component: neuron projection.
AUUUGAAAAUUUACAAUUCCACUCGAAACAAUCAAGGUAGAUAUGGAUGCUCUGUCUCGAAUGGUAUUCAACCUGAUCUAUGGACAGAAUUUUCCAUAACCAUUGAAGAAACUUUAAGCUUGUUUGUAAUAUAAUCGUGAUUGAUAAUUGUUUUGGUGGACAAAAUGUUUCUAUUCACUUUGAUUGUUUUCUGUUUAUUCAGAAACCAAGUAAAUGGACAAGAGAGUCCAAAAGUAGCUCCAUUUUCAUCUAUAGUUAAACCAGUAAUCGGUGGGAAGACAUCAUUCACUUGUCAAUCUCUAACGGGAUCAUCUCCAUUUCAGAUUGUUUGGUUCAAGAAUAACAAAGAAAUUCAAGAUUCGAUAGAAACCAGGAUUCGUAAUAAUGAGGACUCAUCAAUGUUAAUCAUUGAUUCAAUCAAAUCAAGUCACUCUGCUAAUUAUACAUGUAAAAUCUCAAAUAGAUUUGGUUAUGACUCUUACUCGAGUGAACUGCUAGUUGAAGGUUCACCAAAUUGGAUUGAGAAACCAACUAAUCUAAAAUUGAAAUAUGGACAAUCAGUUGACAUCAAAUGUCUUGCCUCCGGUUAUCCAUCACCAAGAAUUCAAUGGAAAAGAUUUAAAGGUUCAUCUUGGAAAACAAUUGAUUCCAAUGAUAUGAUUAAGAUCGAUAACAAUUUGAAAAUUAUCAAUAUUUCUCAACAUCAUCAAGGAAAAUAUGGAUGUUCAGCCUCGAAUGGUAUUCAACCUGAUCUAUGGACAGAAUUUGAAAUGAUUGUUGAAGUCAUCAAGUUAAUGGAUUUCAAAGUCCAAAAGUAGCUCCAUUCACAUCUUUAGUUAAACCAGUGAUCGGAGGUAAGACUUCAUUCACUUGUCAAUCUCUUACUGGGUCAACACCAUUGCAAAUAAAUUGGUUGAAAGAUGAUAAACAAAUUGAAGAUUUACCAGCAAUUAAAG